Coregonus clupeaformis (lake whitefish) is the source of this 2908-nucleotide messenger RNA. Its product is annotated as protein ILRUN. Gene Ontology annotation, cellular component: phagophore assembly site. Lineage: Eukaryota; Metazoa; Chordata; Actinopteri; Salmoniformes; Salmonidae. The transcript is spliced from 5 exons. The record is from RefSeq and is a predicted model, not a curated record. Gene Ontology annotation, biological process: macroautophagy. Gene Ontology annotation, molecular function: ubiquitin binding. The coding region runs from base 607 to 1467 and encodes 286 amino acids.
GUUAUUCUGCGCUCUAGCACACUCAGAUGACAGUGCUCUGAAAUCGGAGUAUAUAGCCUGAGUCAAUUUACGAACGUACCCACGUAUUAGAAAGUACUGUAUCUAGCUAGCAAGCUAGCUAGUUUGGCUGCCGUUGUGAGAUCAGAACGCUCGCUCCGAGAGCGAAACGCUCUGAAUUUACGAACAAACAAUCUGACAACGCUCUAAAUUUACGAAUCGCCCAGACCGCACUCCAGAGUGAAUUUAUUAACGCCAACCCUGGCCUAGUUCAAGAAGAUCGAUCUGAGCUAGGCGCUGCGUGGAUUCGAUUACAAACUACAAUGUGCAUGUGUUCACCACAUGUUGUUUGAUAGUUAAAGCGAUUUACAGAUUAAAUCGUCUAUUCUGUGAACAAAAAUAAAUAGCGGACUGUCUGAGACCUGGACUCAGAUGUUUUUGGCGCAGAUUAUCUCGCUACAUCGACCCUUGUGAACAGGCCAUAGGUUGACGUAGUCACAGAAUUGUCAAUGUCAUGCGCAUUAGGGUUGUUGUUGAGUUUGUUAUGACAGGUUGAGGCCUCGGACUAAAUUAGGAAAGGAACCCUGUCUCUGUCCAGGGAAAUCCGCGAUGGAGGGCAUGGAUUUGGACCUGGACCCGGAGUUAAUGCAGAAAUUUAGCUGCAUGGGCACUACAGAUAAAGACAUCCUCAUAGCCGAGUUUCAGAGAAUGCUUGGGUUUCAACUGAACCCCGCUGGAUGCGCCUUCUUCUUGGACAUGACCAAUUGGAACUUACAAGCAGCCAUCGGAGCCUACUAUGACUUUGAAAGCCCCAACGUCAACGCACCAUGCAUGUCUUUUGUUGGGGAUGUGACGAUCGGGGAGGGGGAGUCUGUGCCCCCUGACACGCCAUUCACUAAGACGUGGAGGAUACAGAACACAGGAGCAGAGUCUUGGCCCCCUGGGGUAUGUCUGAAGUAUGUUGGCGGGGACCAGUUUGGUCAUGUGAACAUGGUGAUGGUGCGUUCAUUAAACCCCCAGGAGAUGGCUGAUGUCAGCGUGCAGAUGCGCAGCCCCCUGGCCCCUGGCAUGUACCAGGGCCAGUGGAGGAUGUGCACAGCCACCGGACUCUUCUAUGGGGAUGUGAUCUGGGUAAUUGUUAGCGUGGAGGUGGGAGGCCUCCUGGGCGUGACGCAGCAGAUGUCCUCCUUCCAGGCCGAGUUCAACACCCAGCCUGCCCGCAACGUAGAGGGAGACUACAACCCCUUCGCCUCACCACAGAAACACGCUGGCAGCCACAACAACAGUCACCGUGACGACAGCGGCCUCAAGGACCCCGCGGACGCCUGGGAGGGUGGCCCGGACCAAAUGCAGCAAGAGCAAAAUGGACUGUCGCACAACUCUGUGAAUAUAGCAACAAACGGGCUCCAAAGCAACCUAGUAACUUACAGCCAGGGUAUUCACGGACCCUAUCCUUUUGGGCAGUCUUAACAUGGGAAACAUCGUCACAGCCAGGCAGCACUGUGUUCCUGGAUUCACACCAACUAUUGAGGGAGGAGGCUUUACUUGUGGCUGGUGGAGUAUCCUGAGAUUCAUACAAACACUUAUGCAAAGUCCCCCCUCCACUUUACUUUACCGCAACACAAACCAGAAGACAAAGCUGCUCUGUUCUCUCCCAGCAUACGACUCAACCAACAAGAUCCGACAUCCAGUGUAUGCAUGUGUGAAUGAUAAGUUAAAAAUGAGAGUGCUACAAAUCUUUUUAAAAGAGAUGAGAUACAAGUUUUUUUUCUGGUCUUUAUUUUUAGUUUUCGUGUCCGAAUGCAGUUGAGACUACAGUGAUGAAAGGAGGAGUGUGUGUUUGCGUUGGAGUGUGCUUGUGCGUGGCUAUGUGAGUGUUUGCGUGUGUUGUGCAAUCUGAAAGAGACAGACUAGGGAGGAAAAGCCAUUUAUUUUGCGUACUGAUCCUCUAGUUCCUAAGCUGACUCUUUUCAUACUUUUUAAAAUCCUAAUUUCACAGUGUAUACUUUUUUAGGGACAAGAGAAUAAUUCAGCAAGUUCAGCAGCCUGAUAAGCAUGUAUUGUUUUUGAUGUUUUUCUGGUAACAACAAAGGAAGAACAGCUUAUUCACAUGCAAAUCCUAUUUGCUGUAGCUUCACUUUUGAUUGUUGGUUGGUUCUGUUACUCUGAAGAUGAGCUACAGUAUAUCCAUCCACUAGAGGGCGGCCUUUAUCAAAAUUGCAGUUGCCCAAUUACCAAUUUGGUUAAAAAAAGAAACAUUUACUCAAAGAACCCUCCAUAUCAGGGUCAAUACUUGGAAAGUAGAUUAUAUCACCACCCUGUAGGUUCAAUUUGUUUUAAUAGGGCUUCAUAAUUUGUUCUGUGAGAUUGCAAAAGUCCACAUGUUGCAAAGCAGUGAUGUUUUUUGCUUUUGUCAUCUUGAGUUGAAUGUAUUUGCAGAAUGUAGAGCUAUGUUGUUUUGAAGCAUUUUUGUUUUAUCUGCCCAAAGAUCUUAUACAUUUGCCUUGAAGACACAGCUUGAUUUAAAGUUUUCAGAUUUUCUAGCCAUUUUUGUUAAUUAUUGUUUAUUCCAAAGCCCAGGAAAAUGAAUCUGUUCUUGAAAUCACAAUUAGUGUCCUCUUGCUCAGACAAUGUUAGACCAAAUCAUUCAUUCAAAUAUAUAGGCCGUCAAUUUAUUAGUCCCUCAAAAGUCUGUUUUAUAGAAUGUUUUAAGUUACUUGCACUAACUGGCUAAUCUCUAUGCACUGAGUAGUUUGGCCUCCAGCCCAAACAUGAGCUAUUUUACUAUUGCUCCUUAUGAUGGCCAGUUAUCUUUAUGCAUCAGUUUCAUGCCUGGGACGUACAGUGGGGAGAACAAGUAUUUGAUACACUGCCGAUUUUGCAGGUUUUCCUACUUACAAAGCAUGUAGAG